UCCUCCCUUGUUUGGCAGUCAUGCAGUGUGGCAACAAGUGUUUGUGUUCCCCCCACGGAGAGAGAUUAGUCGGAGAAAGCUGAAGAAGAGGAGGGUUACCCAAGAGAAAGACAUUACCCAAAUAGACCAACAGGGGACCAAAGAGCAGAGAGCCAGAGACGAAGAGAAGUAGAAGAAGUCACAGCUUCAAUAACAAAGACAGUAAUAACCAGACCUCCUCCUACGCUGGAGCAGAGAGAGCAAAUUGUGGUCACAGUACCCAGUGUGCAUGGCAGCACUAUGGGCAGGAAGGACAACGAUUGUAAUUCUUGGAGAGACGGUGGUGACCUCAAAACAGAAGCUGACAGAAAGCUGACGGGAAGCUUCAGUCAGCUCACACUCUGCAGCACCUCCCCAGAAAUCGGAAACUCGUCUGAUGACAACUCACCGCCGCUUGAAUCUGCUUUUCUUGGUGACAAUGCUGUCAACGCAGGAGGUGAUGAUGGAGUAAAGAGGAGUCACAAGGGAAAGAGCUGUGAGGACGAUGAAGAGGGCCACCUGGUCUAUCACACUGGCUUCGUGAUGAAAGAAAGAUAUGAGGUGGUACUGACACUCGGAGUAGGAGCCUAUGGAAAAGUGGUGGAGUGUAUUGACAGAGACAAAGGGGAGCAUGUAGCUGUGAAGAUUGUGAAGAACAUUGACUGUUUCCGUGAAAUAGCGAGGUCUGAGAUUGCAGUGCUGCAGGAGAUCAACAGUCUGGAUGAUGACAACAGAUUCGCCUGUGUGAGGAUGAUGGACUGGUUCGAUCAUGAAGGUCACAUCUGCAUUGUAUUUGAGCUGCUCGGCCUCAGCAUUUAUGAGUUCCUCCGACAGAACAAUUUCCUGCCGUUCAGUGUGGAGCAGAUCAGACACAUGGCUUUUCAGAUCUUCAGAGCCGUCUGCUUCCUGCAUCGUAACAAGCUGACGCACACAGACCUGAAGCCAGAGAACAUCCUAUUUGUCUGCUCUGACUACAACCUGGAAUACAAUGAUGAGACGCAAGGGUGUAAGAAGAGGAAACUGAGGAGUCUGGAUGUGAAGGUGGUGGAUUUUGGCACUGCCACAUUUGAUCACCAACACCAUGAAUCCCUGGUGUCAACACGUCACUACCGAGCUCCAGAGGUCAUACUGGAUCUGGGCUGGAACCAGUCGUGUGACGUUUGGAGUCUGGGCUGCGUUCUCAUGGAGUUUUAUCUGGGACGUACACUCUUCAUGACCCAUGACAGUAAAGAACAUUUGGCAAUGAUGGAGAAAGUCCUGGGACCGAUUCCCCCCCACCUGCUGAAACAGACCAGAAAGCAGCAUUAUGUCCACAACGAGCGUCUGAACUGGGAUGAGCAGAGCUCAUCCGAUGAGUACGUCAGGAAACACUGUAAACCUCUAAAGAAGUACAUGCGGAGGAAGACCGACGAAGAGAGGCAGUUCUUCGAUCUGCUCAGCUGCAUGUUGGAGUACGACGUCUGCAGACGGAUCACCCUGGAGGAGGCGCUGUGGCACCCGUUCUUCAGCCCGAUGAGGGUGCAGAAGCAGCAGUGCAGCUAGCACACACACACACACAUGCAAAAACUCAUCUACCUCAGGUUGCAAUUUCAGUGUUGGGAUUACUGUUUAAGUUUGUUGUUUUGAGUUUGGAUGAUUUUCAGUUUCCUUUACAGUCGCAACAGUUUCAGAGAGCAUUCCUGUCUUUUAUUAUCCACCAGUACACAGUUUGUUGUAAAAAGCCAAGUGUGAUGUUUUCCUUCAUUGAUUCUUUGUACUAAGCAAUAUUACAUCAGAGGGUGCGUUGUGACAUCAUUAUUGGCACGACAGUGAUGCAGUCAUGCACAUUAUAAAUGUCUAGCUGACCAAUCAGAUUGCUUGGUCGCAUCUACUUGUUCUAUAAUAAAUGUUUUGCAUUUUGA
Molecule: messenger RNA, 1919 nt
Organism: Larimichthys crocea (large yellow croaker)
Lineage: Eukaryota; Metazoa; Chordata; Actinopteri; Sciaenidae
Product: dual specificity protein kinase CLK4
Exons: 13
Coding region: 280-1560 (426 amino acids)
Biological process (GO): peptidyl-tyrosine phosphorylation; regulation of RNA splicing
Cellular component (GO): nucleus
Molecular function (GO): protein tyrosine kinase activity; protein serine/threonine kinase activity; ATP binding
Source: RefSeq, a predicted model, not a curated record